Molecule: messenger RNA, 5061 nt
Organism: Sus scrofa (pig)
Lineage: Eukaryota; Metazoa; Chordata; Mammalia; Artiodactyla; Suidae
Gene: SLC16A12
Product: solute carrier family 16 member 12
Biological process (GO): creatine transmembrane transport
Molecular function (GO): transmembrane transporter activity
Source: RefSeq, a predicted model, not a curated record
CACUGGCCCUCCACUGCUCGCCUGGGUCGCGGGCACGCACCGCUGUUCCCCGAGAGGGUCGGGCAGCCCCCAAGCGAGUUGGCUCGGGUCACAGCGGGCCGGUCUAUUACAUAACCGCGGGGCGGCCCUCCUCCCACGCGCCCCUCACCACUCUCCAGGGCGCCGGACGUAGUGCGGAGCCCGGUGAUAAGUCCAUUCACCCGAGGGGCAGAGAGUCCACGGCAUAGCUGGGGGCGCUGAACUUGCCGGUGCAUUUCCGGGGGAGUCGAGCACUGCAAUUCUCCCCUCCACGCUCUCCGCCUCCCGCACGGCCUGCGGGGGACCCCCAGCUCCUGCCCCGCCCGUGCCUCCGCCCCGUCGGCUCCCCGCCCUUCCGAAGCGCGGACCGCGGAGCCUGGGGCUGGGGAAGGGGCCACCGCGCGGGCACGCGGCACGCUGGGUGCGCCCCGGGGGCAUGUCCGCGCGCCACCGCCCGGGCUGCAGCGGUCCACGCGAGAUGGCCAGUAAUCCAUGUGCCAGGUAGCACUCUAUGCCAAUCUUGAAUGCCAACAGGAAGUCACUAGACGGCACACUCUUCCAAGAUCAUAACUGGGCUGUUGGAGUAACUUGGAAAAGAAGAAUAAAGGAUCAAAAAAACCAUGGCAAAAGUAAAUAGAGCUCGGUCUACCUCUCCUCCAGAUGGAGGCUGGGGCUGGAUGAUUGUGGCUGGUUGUUUCCUUGUUACCAUCUGCACCCGGGCAGUAACCAGAUGUAUUUCCAUUUUUUUUGUGGAGUUCCAGACAUACUUCUCUCAGGACUAUGCACAGACAGCCUGGAUCCAUUCCAUUGUAGACUGUGUGACCAUGCUCUGUGCUCCACUUGGGAGUGUUGUCAGUAACCAUUUAUCCUGUCAAGUGGGAAUCAUGCUGGGUGGCUUGCUUGCAUCUACUGGUCUCAUCCUGGGCUCAUUUGCCACCAGUCUGAAGCAUCUCUACCUCACUCUGGGAGUUCUUACAGGUCUUGGAUUUGCACUUUGUUACUCUCCAGCCAUUGCCAUGGUUGGCAAGUAUUUCAACAGACGGAAAGCCCUGGCCUAUGGCAUCUCCAUGUCGGGAAGUGGCAUUGGCAUCUUCAUCCUGGCCCCCGUGGUUCAGCUCCUCAUUGAACAGUUCUCCUGGAGGGGAGCAUUACUCAUCCUGGGGGGCUUCGUUUUGAAUCUCUGUGUUUGCGGUGCCUUGAUGCGGCCAAUUACUCUUAAAGAGGACCGUUCGACUCCAGAGCAGAACCAUGUGUGCAGAACUCAGACACAAGACUUGAAGCAGGGGUCUCCCUGUUCGACUUGGACGAAAAAAUGGGUGCACACCUGCCUCUGUGGCUCUUUGCAGCAGGAGUACAGUUUUUUACUGAUGUCAGACUUCGUUGUGUUAGCCAUCUCUGUUCUGUUUAUGGCUUACGGCUGCAGCCCUCUCUUUGUGUACCUGGUGCCUUAUGCUUUGAGUGUUGGAGUGAGUCACCAGCAAGCUGCUUUUCUUAUGUCCAUACUUGGGGUGAUAGACAUUAUUGGCAAUAUCACAUUUGGAUGGCUAACUGACAGAAGGUGUCUGAAGAAUUACCAGUACGUUUGCUACCUCUUUGCCGUGGGACUGGAUGGGCUCUGCUAUCUCUGCCUCCCGAUGCUUCAAAGUCUCCCCCUGCUUGUGCCUUUUGCUUGUACCUUUGGCUACUUUGAUGGUGCCUAUGUGACUUUGAUACCAGUAGUGACUGCCGAAAUAGUGGGGACCACCUCUUUGUCAUCCGCACUUGGUGUAGUAUAUUUCCUUCACGCAGUGCCCUAUUUGGUGAGCCCGCCCAUCGCAGGAUGGCUUGUAGAUACGACCGGCAGCUACACUGCAGCCUUUCUUCUCUGUGGAUUUUCCAUGAUCUUUAGUUCUGUGUUGCUUGCCUUUGCCAGACUUAUGAAGAAGAUGAAAAAAACCCAGCUCCGGUUCCUUGCCAAAGAAUCUGAUCCCAAGCUGCAGCUUUGGACCAAUGGCUCAGUGGCUUAUUCUGUAACCAGAGAAUUAGAUCAGAGGGAUGGGGAAUCUGUGGCUAUAGCAAUGCUUGGUUCCAACCUCACAUGACCAAUGACCUUGAGCUUAGGAAACUUCAGGGCUGAGAAAGGAGGGACCAUUGGAUUGUACCUGUUUCUGAAGCAUUUUAUCUUGUCAGAAGCAUUGCCCUCCAAGGAAAUUUAUUGUAUUAUUAAUAUGUUUCUAGGGGAAAAUAGCAAAUAACAAAACAAGCUGGAUUGGCUCAGAAUUUCCUCAUUUGGGAUUUGUACUCAUAAUUGAACUAAGAUCUUUUGGGCAAUGAGCAGCACACCUUGGAGAAUGUUGUUAGGACAAGGCUGAUAUAAUUAGCUGUAAAUAGGGGUAAUUUCAAGGUAUGAUUCAAACAAAUGACACAGGGAGCAGCUUUGUCUCAAACUCUGUUCCCCUCCAUCUUCCUUCCUCACUUAGAAGAUAAAGAGAAACACUGACAUGUAGGGUUUUUUUUAAUGCUGUUUGGAGAAGGGGGUCCUGUAUUAAUCAUUGCCUUUUGAAGAAUCUAAAGUAUUCUUCAAUAACCCUGUUUAAAAUCCUAAUGAAAAACUUCACUAGAAGAAAGGUUUGGCAUCCUGGCUUUCCACCACCACCAAAAUCUCUUUUCCUAAGACUGAGGCACUUCCACCUGACCAGGCGUCCACCUCUGAGGCUAUCACAUAUAAUACUGACUCGAAAUUUAGCAGAACACACCAAGACACAAGGGCAAUUUCUAAAUCUUAUCAGUAAUGUUAACACUAACACUUCCCCAUUUUUCUUUUUUUUUUGUCUUUUUGCUAUUUCUUUGGGCCGCUCCCGCAGCAUAUGGAGGUUCCCAGGCUAGGGGUCAAAUCGGAGCUGUAGCCACUGGCCUACGCCAGAGCCACAGCAACGCGGGAUCCGAGCCGCGUCUGCAACCUACAGCUCACGGCAACGCUGGAUUGUUAACCCACUGAGCAAGGGCAGGGACCGAACCCGCAACCUCAUGGUUCCUAGUCGGAUUCGUUAACCACUGCGCCACGACGGGAACUCCUACUUCCCCUUUUUUUUUCCUUUUAGAAAUAAAGGAUUUCUUUAAACUUUAGACAAUUCUUGUUAGGAAUGGGAAAAUGUUGGCAGCAUUCCAACUGGGCAGGAAUUGAAUUCUUGAAUCAGCGGGUCUCUGGUGAGAGUUUUCUUUUCAGAUCAUUUGGGUUCAUCAUUACCCAAAAGAGGACUUAGGAGUUUUGCCUGAAAAAUAUUAUUCUAGAGAGAUUCUGAAGGCGAGAUUCCUUUCUCCCUAGGCUGAUAUUCGUUCCAAUGUCCAUUGCUCCUUAUCACUCUACAGAUAAUCCUUAGAAACUUGGACCUUUUCAGCUGAAUGAGGAGGCUCAGGGGUUAACCCCAGCAUCAUAACACUUUCACAAAUUACAGCUGUGAUCAGCGAGAGGAAGGACAAAGUUAAGACUGUUAGUGGAAGGAUGUUCCACAGUUUAUAGAGCUCUUCCACAUACAUACCCUAACUCAUUGGAUUGGAAUAGUUUACUCAUUCCGAAGUACUCCACUUUCCUGUGGUUAGGGAUAAAGUCUUCAGAUUGAAGAGGGAGGGCUUGGGGAGAAGAGAAAGUCUUGGUCCCCUGCCUGUCUCCAACCAUUUAAAAUCCUCUAAAUUAUAACACUGAAUCCCAAGUCAUGUUGAACUUGUAAAUAGGGACAAGUCAUACAGUUGAAAGGGGAUUUCCUUUUAGGGCUGUACCCACGGCAUAUGGAGGUUCCCAGGGUAGGGGUCAAAUUGGAGCUGCAGCUGCCAGCCUACACCACAGCCAGAGCAAUGGAGGAUCCAAGCCACGUCUGCUACCUACACCACAGCUCAUGGCAGCACCAGAUCCUUAACCCACUGAGUGAGGCCAGGGAUCGAACCCACCUCCUCAUGCAUUACUAGUCGGAUUGUUUCUGCUAUGCCACCACAGGAACUCCUAAAGGGGAUUUUAAUUGUUCAAAAAUUUAAAUCUGAACCUCAAGGAAGUAUUUUUGACUCUGAAAAGCCAGGGGAGUCCUCACAAAUGCCCUGCCAGGGGUCCCGAGAGGAAAAACGCAGCUAUGGGGAAGAUGCUGGCUUGACUCGGCAAGUUCAGCAAGAGUCUUGGCCUAAAACUGGAUUAUUUCAAAAAGUUACAUAUUAAUGCAUUGUUUUCGGAAUGAAAUGCUAACUUAAUUUGGUGGCAGAAAACUAAUAUUUCAUAGGUGUUUUCCAAAAAAAAGAAAUUUGAAUGUUUCCUGUUAUCUUUAUACUUCUUUUGAGAAUUUAGUGUGAAACCACUUACUUUGUCAUUUGCAAUUUAAAAACAAUGUUUGAGAAAAUCUGUAUAAAGCCAAAGUUAAAAUGAAGUUAUAUGUUUUGGGAAUAGCACUUUACAGUAAAUGUCACUUCUUGAAUCUUCAAACCUAAAUAUUUUUUGAAAUAGAAAUACAGCUAUUCUUCUACAUUUUUUUUUCCUAGUGAUGAUCAUAGUAAAAUUUUAUCUGGUUCCGCAAUGUGAUUUCUUUAAAGUAUUAUAAGUAUUCAUGAAAAAUGAGCAGAGAGAUCAGAGCUUUUAAAAAUUUGUAUAAAAUAUUUGGGAUAUUCUGACUUUAUACAUGCAUACCUUUGUAUUUUACUUUUCUUUGGGGAGCGGCAUUUUUCAAAAACCAGUAAGGAAAAUGUAGAUCUUGGAGAUUACCCUUGCUAUCUAAAUGGAAUUUUACUGUUAACUUCCAGGUGCCUAUACUGUUUAUUUCAAAAUGCAGAGAUUCCUGGGAAUGAUGUGUUUUGUGGAAUCAAGAGCAAAAUUGUGGUGGGAUGAUUCUGCAUCUUAAAUUUUUCUUUGUAUCACUGCAAGCUCUAUUUUGAAAUUGAGUAGAAAAGCAAAAGAAAUAGGUAACUUCCGUAGAUCCACUGUACCAUUUGGCCUUUUUUUCAGAUUGUGAUUUCACUAAUAGAGCAGAUAUUUAUGAUAAUAUUUUCUUAUUUCAAAAGCAUAAUAAAAUGAGUUUAUAACUGUGU